Molecule: messenger RNA, 1604 nt
Organism: Physcomitrium patens
Lineage: Eukaryota; Viridiplantae; Streptophyta; Bryopsida; Funariales; Funariaceae
Source: RefSeq, a predicted model, not a curated record
CGCUCCGCUCUGCUCCGCUAACGUCAACUUGCUCGUAUUCCUUUUUCUUCGUUGCAUCACGAUUUGGUUGUAGCCACACCGACGUUGUCCAAUUCGCUUGCUGCUGAAGGAUCAGGGUUGCAUUUUCUCUGGAUUGUGCCCUUUUGUUUAGGUUUCAAAACUUACUGAACUGGUGCGGAGGUUUCGUUGGUAUCGUAGAGGACGAGGGAGCGGGGAGUUGGAAUUGCUUUAGGGUUGGAGGACUUCGAGGUUUCCUUCGCCGAGGUCUCUCUCGCUCUCUCUCUCGCUUACCAUGGUCGGAGCGCAUGGAGUGGAGGCUGUGGUGGCCGUCGGGGAGAUGGCGGAGAUGGCGUUAGGGGCGAUGGAGUGGCGGCAUGAGCGGAAAUUGGCCAAGGAUGUGACCAGGGAGUGGGAUUGGGCCGAGGUGGAGAGUGACUUGGAUAUUCAGCGAAGGGAAAAUGCGCGGCUCAAGGCAACUAUUCAGAUGUACGAGCAAGCAUUUCAGCAAUUACAUAAGCAGAAAAUGGAGACGGGGACGAUUUCGGUGGAUCGGUCCAUGGCGGUCUAUGAUCAAUUGAAGAUGAGGGUGGCAUCUCCUUCCUUUUUGGACAAGCUAAAGCCGUUUCAAGAUGAUGGUGCCUCGACAUCUAGUAAUAAGACGCUCUUGAGGGCUGAAGAUGAUUUCUAUGUAAAGGCCGAUGUGGAUGAUCCGAACUGGUGGUUGUGGCUUUCUGAGAACGACACGGAUAGGGAAAUCAAGGAAGUGAAAGACGGUUUGGGAUCCGAUGGCUAUGUGAUGGUUAGUCAGGAGGACAUUGUGGAUAGUAUUGCGAGUUUUAUAGCUCGGUACAUAUCGUCAAUCCCACAAGCCAAGAAUCUGACUCCAAAGGAGCUGCAACAAGCUAUGACACAAGCCUUCGCUAAAGUAGAGAAGAAAGGAAGACUGCGUUCAUUGUGGACCACUGGGAAGUAUCUUUACACGGCCGGUUCAUGGGGCGCUACAGCAUUAUCGAUUUACAAGCAUCCCAUGGUGAUUCGGGCUGCCUCCAUGGCUGUGUGGACCUCAUGCUGCCUUAUUCUCAAAUUAAUAGCCUGAAAUACCUCCGUAAAUUUUAUUUUUUUUUCAAAAAGAAAUAAGGCGUCCUGUUUCUGAUUGGGUUUCGGAGGAAUGAAGAAAGCCGCCCUGCAAGUAACUGUAAAUAUAGAUGUCAAUUCCAUGAUUUAAAAAAGUUUGAUUCAGUCACUGAGAAGCGUCUUGAGGUCAGAGCUCCAACAAGCUGAUCUCAAGUCACAUAUUUCACGUUUAUGGCUAGAUGGAAGUAGUAAGUACUUUUACACUUCUGCUCCUCAUUAAUCACAGAAGUGUUCGCGUAGGAGUUCCAUUUUGGCUGAUGCCAGAUGUUUUGGGUUUGUUUUGGUUUUAGGUGUUCGAAGAUUGGUAGUCCCUGGAGGUGUGGUUUUGUGAUGCUCCGAGCGUGUAGGUUUAAGCCAAGCACCACAACAGCUUGUGCCACUUGUAGUAUAUUCAGGCUGGUGGGACUCCUUGUAAUAUAUGCAGGCCUGUGUGAUUUCUCUUAAUAUAUUCAGGUUUACUUGUUAUGCGA